This is a messenger RNA of Paramecium tetraurelia, 887 nucleotides long. RefSeq lists its product as uncharacterized. Lineage: Eukaryota; Ciliophora; Oligohymenophorea; Peniculida; Parameciidae. The transcript is spliced from 2 exons. Gene Ontology annotation, biological process: protein deubiquitination. Gene Ontology annotation, molecular function: cysteine-type deubiquitinase activity. The record is from RefSeq and is a predicted model, not a curated record.
AUGUAGGAAAAGUUUUAUCAUGAAAAAUAAAAACUUCAAUUAUGUGGAUUAGCCUCCGUUAAUAAUUUAUUGUAGGGAUAACUAUAUACAGCCAAAACUAUGAAUGAUUUAGCUAAUUAAUUGCCAAAAGUCGAAAAUACUUUUUUUAAUUUUCAUUCAAGUUUCUUUAAAAUCGGAAAUUAUUCAGCUGAUCUUUUAACCACAGCCUUAGAAUAAAAGGGAAAGAGAGUACUCUAUUUUGAUAAGAGAAAACUUGAAAAUUUAUAAACAAUAGUUUAAGAAAAUGAAGUAGUGGGGCUUUUAAUUCACAAUUUUAAAAAAGGUUUAAUCAAAGAUACCAAUCAUUGGUUUCCCAUCUUAUAAAAAAACUAAUUAUGGUACAAUUUAGAUAGUAAAUUGAAAGAAUACAUUUGUCUUGGAAACUUUGAUAAAUUAAUUGAUUUUCUUAAAAAGGAACUAUAAAAUUUAAGUAUGUUUAUUGUCCUUGAUGACAUAAAUCUAAAUGUAAAUGCUAAUAAAUAGAAUGAACAUUCUGCCUAAGAUCCGAAUAAGCAAUAAGUUCAUAUUUAAUAGGAAUAAAUAGUUGAUAGAAAAGAAUAUUCAGAUAAUGAUAAUUUAAUCUAAUAGAAAUAACAAUAAUAAGAAUAAAAUUAAGAAUAAUUAUAAGAAUUUUAAUAAAAAUAAUAAGAAUAAUAAUAAGAAUUUAAAUAAUAAUAAUAAGAAUCUUAAGAAUCUUUAGUAUAAUAAUAAUAGGAAAAAUUAGAUCUUUUAAAAUAAAUGGAUAAUCAAGAUCUUAAAGAUAGUAAUUAAUAAACUAACAACUGAACUUUUAAAGAGAUUUAUUUUGAAAUAUAUAUAAGAUUUAAAUGAAAUUAAAAUUAAUAAAA